AUGCCGAGCUCUAACGACUACGACGUGAGGCCAUUCCCUCAUCGAAUGAAUUGGCUAUGGCUGGGGAUGCAGAGUGAUCAAAAGAGGCACUAUAAAUCAUUGGAGCAACCAGAGGUAUGUGGAGCGGACCCAAGACCGGAUCAGGCCGACACUGUCGCAUUCUGGCGUGGCCUGUGGUCAGAGUCCGUAAAUCACAGCGAGGACCCUUGGAUGGAAGUUGUGGCGAGUCAGGAUGCGAGUGUUACGCCUGUGGAACCCGUCACCAUAACGCCGUAA
Parnassius apollo (apollo) is the source of this 276-nucleotide messenger RNA. Lineage: Eukaryota; Metazoa; Arthropoda; Insecta; Lepidoptera; Papilionidae. The record is from the annotation of a GenBank genome assembly.